AAUUUUUUUAUCCCAUCUGCAUCCUUUGCUGUUGUUCUUUGAAAAAAUGACAUUACGUGCUCUUGCUUCACAGUUUUUCUUUGAUGAUAGCAUCCGCAAUAUUCAGACUGGGAAAUGUAUGGGUCUUCACACAGUGUGGGUUGGAAAUUCCCAACGAGCUGAUGGAGUGGAUUAUGCAUUAGAGAGCAUACACAAUAUCAGAGAAGCAUUGCCUGAGCUAUGGGAAGUAGAAGACAAGCCUGAAGACAUCAGAUAUGCAGGAAAUGUUGCUGUUGAGACAACAGUUAAAGCUUAGUUAUUUUUGCCGGAGUUUUAACCGUCCCAUCGAGAACCUUGACAGAGUUUGUCUGUGGCACUAGUGAAGUAGUAUAAUGGUAGCAAAUGUAUGAUCAGUGUUAGAGCUAAGAUGUUGGGGAAGCUCAAGUUCAAGUUCCCAUGUUUGUGAACUAAAAACAGAAUAGAGCAAUCAUUUACUACUUCCAUUCAAUAACAAAGUUGACUCUUUUCAUAUAAAUUCCACCAAAAUAUCGAUAUCAGAAAAGUAGGAUUGAAACUUUUGCUCAAAAAAAAAAAAAAAAGGGGGUGGGUGGGGGGAAGGGGGGUGAAGAAAAAAAGGAAAAGGAAAAGGAAAACAGAAAAGCUUUUUGCACUUUGUCCUGCACAAACAACAAAAGAUGAGUCCCAGAUGCCAGAUUAGUGGGGUUACUGUGGGUUAACUCGUGUUUUGCAACUGCAAAACACAAUUCUUAAGAAAAUAUGGGCUCAUCAAAACAAUUUGAGCUUCUUCUGAUAGGAAAAAGAAAAAAAAAUUUUGUUA
This is a messenger RNA of Rubroshorea leprosula, 817 nucleotides long. The record is from the annotation of a GenBank genome assembly. Lineage: Eukaryota; Viridiplantae; Streptophyta; Magnoliopsida; Malvales; Dipterocarpaceae.